This is a messenger RNA of Theileria equi strain WA, 453 nucleotides long. Its product is annotated as signal peptide containing protein. The coding region runs from base 1 to 453 and encodes 150 amino acids. Lineage: Eukaryota; Apicomplexa; Aconoidasida; Piroplasmida; Theileriidae. The transcript has a single exon. The record is from RefSeq and is a predicted model, not a curated record.
AUGAAGGCUGUCGUUGUGUUUUUUGCAUUCUUCGUUGCCAAGUUCUACCACUGCGGAGCUGCUCCUGCCGGACUCUCUCUCGAUCUUGCCCUUCCUGAUGAAGGUAAUCUCACUGUCAAGAGAGGAGUUCACUUUGGACUGGACACUCUUGAAUGUACUCCAAGGACUGGUGUUGUACUUGGAAAUGUUAUGGAAGGUGAAUUGUUGGUACAUAAGGUUGCCAGAGGUGAAACCGUCUUGGAUGCUUUGCUAUUCUCAAAGGAUGAAGCUUCACUCCUUCUUCGUCUUCUUGUUUCAGUUGGCGGAAAGACAGAGUUCAAGCAUCUUAAAAAGGUCGACGGAAAGUGGGAACUUUUAAAAGAGAGAAAAGACUUUUAUGAACUCCUCAAGGGACUUGAGGGUCAAGAGGUUCCAGCUGGAGAUCUAGAAGAGGGUGUCUUACUUGAUGGCUAA